Humulus lupulus (European hop) is the source of this 2329-nucleotide messenger RNA. Its product is annotated as sterol 3-beta-glucosyltransferase UGT80A2-like. Gene Ontology annotation, molecular function: hexosyltransferase activity; UDP-glycosyltransferase activity. The record is from RefSeq and is a predicted model, not a curated record. NCBI's taxonomy places the organism in Eukaryota, Viridiplantae, Streptophyta, Magnoliopsida, Rosales, Cannabaceae. The coding region runs from base 288 to 2120 and encodes 610 amino acids. Gene Ontology annotation, biological process: carbohydrate metabolic process. The transcript has 14 exons.
UUUUUCCGGUACUGUCUUCUUUAUCUUUUUGCUUUGUUGGAUUAUACCUUCCCCUUUGGCUGUUCCUCGUCCUUUAAUCCUUUUCCACUCUGUUUUUUCCUCCUUUACUUAACUUCCUGUAAAUAUCCAACACAAUCCCAAUGCCCUGGAUACACAGAGAGAGAAGGAUUACCAUUUUCCAAACAAGCGCACCUGUACCUUUUGGAUUCCAAAUCUCUCUUUAAAUCAUUCGCAUUUUGAUUCUUCGUUUCGAUUUCUCUUUGGAAAAGUUUGGUGAGAGCCGAGCAAUGGCGGAUCAUCGUCGGAGCCGAUCCGCUACUUCCAGCAGUGACAUUUCUAUAUCUCUAGACGCUGAAAGUUUUUCCGCUGAUGCAAAUGCCAGAGGAAUUAAUGACAUAAAAUUAUCCGGAGAGAGCACGGCAGGGGAGGGAUCUGCGACAGGAGAAGUUGAUUCGCGUUCGAGUUCAGGUUCGAGUUCGACGAAUUCGAAUUUGAAUCACAAUCAGCUAGACAAGCCUCAUCCGGCCAAAUUGACACAGACUCGCUCUUUGGCUGCCUUAGCAACUAAACUUUUUGAUGACAAAAUUCCAUUCAAGAAGAAGUUGAAAUGGGUAAGAAGAGUGGCUACUGUCACCGAUAAUGGUACCGUACUGCUCGACGUUCCGGGAGAUAUUAAACCACAUAGUCUUGAUUUUGGAACUGGAGUGGUUUAUAAUGGUACUGCAGAUGAUGAACAUGAGGCACCAGAGGUGGAAGACAAAUUUCUGCCUCCGUUGCAAAUUGUUAUGCUUAUUGUUGGAACAAGAGGAGAUGUUCAACCCUUUAUUGCUAUUGGAAAACGGUUGCAGGAUGAUGGGCACAGGGUUAGGCUGGCAACUCAUGCAAAUUUUGAAGAUUUUGUUCUUAGUGCUGGACUGGAAUUCUAUCCUUUAGGUGGAGAUCCAAAAAUUCUUGCUGGUUAUAUGGUCAAGAACAAAGGAUUUUUGCCGUCCGGGCCCUCAGAAAUACCAAUUCAGCGAAAUCAAAUGAAGGAAAUCAUAUUCUCUUUGCUUCCUGCAUGCAAGGAAGAUGAUCCUAAAACCAAAAUUCCAUUUAAAGCAGAUGCAAUAAUUGCCAAUCCCCCAGCAUAUGGACAUACACAUGUUGCUGAGGCGCUAAAAGUACCAAUUCAUAUAUUUUUCACGAUGCCAUGGACACCUACUAGUGAAUUUCCACAUCCUCUAUCACGUGUUAAGCAACAAAUUGGAUAUAGACUAUCAUAUCAAAUAGUCGAUGCAUUGAUUUGGCUAGGAAUACGAGACAUGAUAAAUGAAUUUAGGAAGAAAACGCUGAAGCUGAGACCUAUCACGUAUUUGAGUGGAACUUAUAGUUCUCCCAAUGAUGUGCCAUAUGGGUAUAUAUGGAGUCCUCAUCUUGUUCCCAAACCCAAAGAUUGGGGGCCUAAUAUUGAUGUAGUUGGAUUUUGCUUUCUUGAUCUUGCUUCAAGCUAUGAACCGCCAGAUUCACUCGUGAAGUGGCUUGAAGCUGGGGAGAAGCCCAUAUACAUUGGAUUUGGUAGUCUUCCUGUUGAAGAGCCAGAGAAAAUGACCAAGAUUAUAGUUCAAGCUCUGGAAAUAACCGAACAAAGAGGCAUCAUUAACAAAGGUUGGGGUGGCCUUGGGAAUUUGGAAGAACCAAAAGAAUCUGUGUACUUAUUGGACAAUUGCCCUCAUGAUUGGUUAUUCCCUCGUUGUUCUUCGGUGGUACAUCAUGGCGGUGCAGGAACAACUGCAGCUGGUCUAAAAGCUGCGUGUCCAACAACAAUCGUACCAUUCUUUGGUGACCAGCCAUUCUGGGGAGAGAGAGUACAUGCUAGAGGAGUUGGUCCUGCACCCAUCCCAGUUGAGGAAUUCACGCUUGAUAAGCUGGUUGAUGCCAUACGUUUCAUGCUGGAUCCCAAGGUGAAAGAGCAGGCUGUUGAAAUUGCCAAGGCCAUGGAAAAUGAGGAUGGUGUGGCAGGGGCCGUCAAAGCUUUCUACAAGCAAUACCUCAUCGGAAAAAGUAAAAGUGAAGCCCAGGCAAUGUUGCACCAUCGGAAGAGAUUUUCAGUUAGGCAAUGUUUUGGUUUGUCAUGCUCUUGAGAUAUUAUUAACACACACCAAUGGUCUUGCUUUCAACUUCCGAUCACCAAUGUAAAUUUUGCUUAUUACCACAAAAGCUGCCUGUGGGGAACCGGAGUUUCUGUCAAGCUUUUUUGUUGUAACUUGUAAUUGCUAUUUUGCUGCAGAAGUAUUCUUUUGCAUUUUCUGGUCAAAAUUAUACGUUUCAUGUUAAUCGGGAAAGUUUUUCA